GACAUGGAUUGGACAUUAUGAACUAUUCUUGAUCAAAUGAACAGGCAGGACUAUGGGCAAAUUCCAGUCCAAACUUGCUUCGAAACGUAGACAGAGUCCUGAAGGUGGUAGUUUGGCUUCUAGUGUACUGACCUGUCAGAGGGAGCUGGAAAGCAUCCACAAAACCAAACUGACCGAGAACUUGUACGUAGAAUUGAGAGGAAGCAAGUCUGACCGUAACUGCAACCUUCAAGUGGUCCUGCCACCAAAGACGACACCUAAUGGAGGUAACAGCGUGCACUUUCGGGUCCAUAAACAGACAAAGAAGAGGAGCAGCCAUGCUGGUUAUGUGCACACACGGGUCACAGAGUGUAACAUGUUGCCUGAUGAGGACACUCAGCAGGAGUGGGUCUUCACCCUGUAUAACUUUGACAACAGUGGGAAGGUCACCAAAGAGGACAUGUCCAGUCUGAUACACUCCAUGUAUGAGGUUCUUGAAGCAUCAGUCAAGCAGCCUCACAAUGACACCACACCCCUGAAGAUAAAGCUAGUCAUAACUCCAUCAGCUGACCCAGAAAAUAUCUCACAAAUAGCAGAGAAGGAUCAGAGUGCAUCUCAGCAGGCGGGACCAUCAAUACGAAGGCUUUAUAGUGAGGAUGAAAACAUAGAGCGCAGAAACCACUACCUGGAUCUAGCUGGCAUUGAAAACUAUACCUCCAAGUUCGACAAUACAGAAUCUCCCUCUCAGGAGCCCGGUCAGGAUGCUCACUCUGCUCUGAAGCAGCACCAUGUGGUGAUCAGAGAGAACUGCAUAUCUCCCAGAACUCCCAGAGGACUCUCUGUCCCUCAAAAGAGCAAGGCUGUGUCACUGGAUAAAGACAGGAACGGAGGAGAGGGAAAGUCCUGCAGGUUACAUGGUCAUCACCCUGUGUCAUGGUGUCAUCCCUCCCAGUCUCAGCCAGCAGCACACAGCGUCCUCCUGCAGCGCACUCACAGCAAGAGGCUUCGCUCCAGGGUACAAGACACCGCCUCACACCUUAGACCCACACUGGGAGGAGAUAGGGACAUAUUUCCAAACCUUCUGCCCUCCUCUCCAGCCCAGAGACAUGAUCACCACCAUCACCAUGAGCAUCAUCAUCAUCAUCACCAUCACUACCACCCUUCAUAAAAGCAUUUUGAACACAUGUGAGACUGGUGAGAAGAGCUGGUGUAGACAGGUGACUUGAAAUGUGGUCGUUUUGGAGGUUAAACUCAGCAGGUCUUUGAAUCAUCUUGUGAUUUUAAUAGUGUGGUGGAAUCAGGCUAAAGCACUGUUAUCUAAUGUAAUCGAACCCUUAAAGAUGACCUCAACUAACCCAGAAAGGCCAGUACAAUGUUUACUGAAUGCUGUUUUUAUAGCCGUUCGGAUUGACAGGUUCCUCUCAGGUAGAUUCCCACUUGCUUUAAAAUUAUUUAAAAGAGAUACAUAUUGAUACGAGAUUGAAGAGAUACAUAUAGUGUGAAUACAGUCAAAUAAUGUAGAUAUGAAUAUAUAGAAUGUUUUUACUGAAAAGCUAUUAUUUUUGACAUAGUUAGUAUUUGCUCCCUGGCCAACUAUGUGUAUUAAAGGUCCAGUGUGUGAUUGCAGAUUGCAACCAGCUAAAACUUCUCCUGGUAAGAAUUCAUUCAGUGCCCAUUGUUUAGGAGGGUUUUACUAGGAGUCAAAUUAUCUGCAGAGGUCUCUUCCUUUCCAAACAAACGCAUCUGGUGAUUUAAAUCGGUAAAAAUGUUGGGGAAAGUAAGAAAGCCGUUCCACAUUUUAAAAAAUCAUUACAUUUUUUAAUUUUUUCUUUUUUCAACCCUAUAAGGAGACAAUGACCUACUCUCAAUGUAGAUAUAAACAGCUCAAUUCAACAUGACAAAAAUCCUUAUUUUCAGGUGAUUAUAAACUAAAUAAAACAUAC
Plectropomus leopardus (leopard coralgrouper) is the source of this 1922-nucleotide messenger RNA. The record is from RefSeq and is a predicted model, not a curated record. NCBI's taxonomy places the organism in Eukaryota, Metazoa, Chordata, Actinopteri, Perciformes, Serranidae.